UUUCCCUUGCGGUCUGAAGAUUAAUGGAAGGGGUCUGUUGAUCUUAGGAAUCGACUAUCAGAUGGUCGGUCCCAGGAAACCAUUGCACUUUACGCCUGGAUUUGGAAGCGAAUGGAGAGAGAUCCAUUUGAAAUAAGCAACAACAGGAAAAACGAAUAACCUGGACACCACUUUUGUUAUCCAGGUCUCAACUGAAACGGCCUGCCUACACAGAGAUAGCACCUGGUUAGCUCAGGCCAGGAUACGACUGCGAGCUAAUAGCUAACGCUAAAUUGCUCGCUAGAUAGAUAGACGGAAACGGCUUUCGACGAUCUGUCAGAUGGUACCGACUGGAUUUUGGAUACACCAAGCCCGUCUCUGGAAAUAAAUGACAGCCAAGUGACAUCUUGACUUGCCGGUGCUUGCCUGGAAAUUGAGGAGCAAACACUGCAAAGCUAACUGACCAUCUGUGCUAGUUAGCCUAGCCCAGCUAACUCAGAGCGUUAGCUGCAGACUUGGAUAUACCCGCUCGGUGGGAGUUUUCUGAACUCACUGAAGAGAAGUAUUAGGGGUAAUAUAUUUACAUACGGUUGUCAAUAAUGAUAGCUGUUAGCUAGUAGCUAGCUGUCAGCAUCAUUGAGCCAAGGGACUGCCUUAGUGGUGUAGCAUCACUCAACGACUUGUAAAGGAAAAUCAGUCCGAGCCCAGGGACUCCACCAUCAGCCUGCCAUCAUGGGCAACACGCCCACCGCGAAGAAGGGCAAUGAGAUGGAGAGCGUGAAGGAGUUUCUUGCCAAAGCCAAAGAAGAUUUCCUGAAGAAAUGGGAGAAUCCAGCACAGCAAACUGCGGCAUUGGACCACUUUGAGCGUUUGAAGACUUUAGGCACUGGUUCGUUUGGUCGAGUCAUGCUGGUUAAACACAAAGAGUCGGGCCAACAUUUUGCCAUGAAAAUACUCGAUAAACAGAAGGUAGUGAAGCUGAAGCAGAUAGAGCACACACUGAACGAGAAACGCAUCCUUCAAGCUGUCAGCUUUCCCUUUCUGGUGCGACUGGAGCAUUCUUUUAAGGACAACAGUAAUCUGUAUAUGAUAAUGGAGUAUGUACCCGGCGGCGAAAUGUUCUCACACUUAAGGAGAAUCGGUAGAUUCAGUGAACCACACGCCCGCUUCUACGCAGCCCAGAUUGUACUGACCUUUGAAUACCUUCACUCACUGGAUCUCAUCUACCGGGACCUUAAACCAGAGAACCUGCUCAUCGACCAGCAAGGUUACAUACAGGUAACAGAUUUUGGAUUCGCAAAAAGGGUGAAGGGCCGGACCUGGACGCUUUGCGGGACCCCAGAGUACCUGGCACCAGAGAUCAUCCUCAGUAAGGGUUACAAUAAAGCAGUGGACUGGUGGGCUCUGGGAGUGCUGAUAUAUGAGAUGGCCGCUGGUUACCCUCCCUUCUUCGCCGACCAGCCUAUUCAGAUUUACGAGAAGAUUGUAUCAGGGAAGGUUCGCUUUCCCUCCCACUUCAGCUCAGACCUAAGAGAUCUGUUGAGAAAUUUGCUGCAGGUGGACCUGACCAAGCGCUUUGGCAACCUCAGGAAUGGAGUCAAUGAUAUCAAGGGCCACAAGUGGUUUGCCACCACCGACUGGAUCGCCAUCUACCAGAGGAAGGUGGAAGCUCCCUUUAUUCCUAAGUGCAAAGGCCCCGGGGACACAAGCAACUUUGACGACUACGAGGAAGAGGAAAUCAGAGUCUCCUUCACAGAGAAGUGUGCAAAGGAGUUUGCAGAGUUCUAGUUUGCCACCAUGAGUAGCGGAGAGAGAGCGAGAGAGAGAUUUAGAGUGUAAAAGGGGGUCGGAAGGAAGGAAGCGCUAGGGUGGACUGCUAACUUGCUUAUUUGUAAUGACGACAACAAUGUAAACACCCCCCCCCCCCCCCCCGCCCCCCCUCCCCCACAGUGGAAAGGUAGGCAAAGCGAAGAAAAAUCCAACAGAACCAGCAGUGUUGCCUUUUCUGAUAGUUUCUCAACUGUUACCUAUUCAUUUUAUUUAUCCCUCUUGUGUUUGUGACAGGGGCUCGAGGAGAACAGGCAUAGUUUGUGGCUCUCCAGCUAUACUUGUAUCUUUCUGAUGGUGUAAUGACAUGUUUUCAGUCUUUGCAGGUUGAGGCAUUGAUUUUCUGUAAAGGUACUGAAUCUGCUAGGCUCCUUUUUUUUUUUUUUCUUUUCGAACGAGCUCUCUCUUACAAGCUUCUCAAAAAAGUGAUUGUUGUAUCUUGUCACCCUGGUCCCCCUAUCCUCCAUCUCUCCAUCCUGAAUCUGUCCAAGCAAUACCAAGUCCAACAGAUGUGCCUAUCAUAAUGCCAACUGGUUGGAAAACUGUGUCGAGAGCAUUGGUGCAGAGCUUUGGCUAUGGUGGCGUCACAGCCCUUGUGCCCGUUUGGUUUAAAGCUUGAAAAAAAAAAAAAAACCACUCUCUGCACCUGCCUUUGUCUGCUCGGUGUGGCAUGAUUAUUGGGUAGAUGAUGCGCUCACUGCUCGCUGUCGAAGCAGCGGCGACCUCUUUGAUCAGAGCGAAAAUGAUUUAUCACAGUAAACUUCAUCUAGGUCUUACUCCUUUUGGGGACCUGUGAGAAAUGGUAAACAUGAGAUUUGCAUUUAAGUCUGUCUUUCUCUUAGCUGAAUUUAUUAGAGCAUUUUAAGAAUCCUAUUGGUGAUCAUUUUGUCCUUUUAUGUCAAACUCUGUGCUUGUGUGUUAUUUAGUGCUCAAGGGUGGGUUAAAAAGCUGCAAUUUAGCAGCAAACUAACAUUGUGGUCACACUCCUGACUAUUGUUUAUUUAAUUCAUAGUACAUUUAUAUACAUACAUAUAUAUCAUAUACAUAUAUAUUUGUAUGUGUAUAUAGAUAUAUAUGAUAGAGAACAUGAAAUAUCCAUCUUUUUUGUCUCAUAGCUGUGAAACUGAAAUAAUUAAGAUUUCAUAAAUAAAUGAAUAUAAAUUCUGCCAAAUUUGCAAACUGAGAACAUUGCAAAGUUUUCUGUAUGUAACUAUGAUGGUGGUGGAUUUUAAUACGCAAAAAAAGUAGCAAAACAAAAUGUGCAUGUUAUUUUUGUACAAUAUCACUUUUAAAGAAAGAUGGCAGAGCAUUAUGCUUUAUUUGUGCUGAGGUACCUGAGAUCGUGGAUAACAUGCUUAACUAUUAAAACGGACACUCGGCUGCUCUAUUUUGAAGACGAAACAAGACCCAGGUCAGUGUGUUUUUCUGGGCUUUGUUCGUGAUUCAGUUGUAGGGCAAAAGUUUGAUGAUAAUUGUCACUGAACUUGUGCUUCUCACCUUGAUAAUUGUUUUUUUUUUUUUCCUUUCCCCUUUUCUCUUGUAUAUACUGUACAUGUAACACCUUCAGACAGAUUUGCAGUCCAACCAAAUUUUUUGGGACUGUUGAGAUUGGAGUGUUUUUGUUUCCGUUUUCCAGCUUUCUAUGUAACAAAUUAAACUAAGGAAGCGAUCCUAAAGCUGUCCCCUUUUGCCAAGUUUAUUUCUGUGGAUGCAAGACAAUCGCAGACCAAAUCUUAUUGCUGGUUUGUUGACUGAACACCUGGUUUGAUGAAGGAUGUUUGCUUUCGCCCCCCCUCUCCUCCAUAGGCCCUAGGUGCUAGACUUUGUUCAUCUCACUGAAAAAGCUUCUGUGAUUUGUUAGGUGUGCAUCGAUUUGUCAUAAAGUCUUGUAACAUGACAUUUUUGAGAAUGUUUUUUCGACUAUAAAUGAUUUCAGUAGGCUCGAGUGAUUAUUUUGGCUGUCUCUUAAUGUAAAUGAGAUCAAACACAGGAUACCUUUUGAAUGUUGUCUGAUGGAGAUGUUUCAAUGCUGUUUGGACACAUGAUGUGUAUUUUUUAUAAUACAUGUUUCUCUGGCGAGCUUUGGGUUUUUCUUGCAUGAGGUAAAGCAACCCAACGGCAAGACAUCUCCGGGACCUGAGACAUGUUUGAGAAAUCAUUGUUUUCGACAGCCGACAGUCUCAUCGCUC
Molecule: messenger RNA, 3995 nt
Organism: Plectropomus leopardus (leopard coralgrouper)
Lineage: Eukaryota; Metazoa; Chordata; Actinopteri; Perciformes; Serranidae
Gene: prkacaa
Product: protein kinase, cAMP-dependent, catalytic, alpha, genome duplicate a
Biological process (GO): protein phosphorylation
Cellular component (GO): cytosol; cAMP-dependent protein kinase complex; nucleus
Molecular function (GO): protein kinase A regulatory subunit binding; cAMP-dependent protein kinase activity; ATP binding
Source: RefSeq, a predicted model, not a curated record